AGGGCACAAGGAACGAGCGCACACGCGCGCCGGUCGAGACGGCAUCGCCGGAGGCGGCGUAUCCUCGCGGCAGAAAAGCAGCCCUGCCAGCCAGCCCAGCCAGCCAGUCGCUUCCUCGGCCCGUGACGGUGUGGACGUCGCGGACGCGCGCUCGUCGUUCGGCCUCCCUAGGAGUCAACUGCCGGCGAGCGACAAACAGGACCGAUCGCGAACCAUGGUAUCGGCACCUGCGACCAGCAAGUCGACGACGUCCCGCGCUAGUGCCGGCGUCGUAGUAGGCCCCGCCGCUGUCCUAGCGCUACUCCUUCUCGUGGGACACACCGGGUGUGUCGCAUCCGAUCCAGGUGAGGUGGUUUUCGAAAUCGACGAAGGCAACAAGUGUGCGACGACAGAGGAGCCGUACUGUGUGACUGUGGCCAACUGUCCGAAGGCCCAGAGGGACAUCCGACGCGGGCUGCAUCCCACCAUCUGUGACUGGCGGGGAACGGUUUCACUUGUCUGCUGCGCGCAGCCCACUGGACUGCCUCCGGUGACUCCAGACCAGCCCCGUCCACUGCCUGACGUUCCAUCACCAGAGCCUCCUGUGCAACCUCCUGUAGAGCCACCCGUAGCACCUCCUGUAGAGCCGCCUGUGGAACCUCCUGUGGAACCUCCUGUGCAGCCUCCUGUGCAGCCUCCUGUUGAACCACCUGUGGAACCUCCUGUGGAACCUCCCGUGCAACCUCCUGUAGCUCCUGUGAGCCCGCCUCUGCCACAGCCGAACCCUGUGACUCCGGGCACAGGGUCACCGUCUGUGGAGGGCACCGGUUCGCCCACAACCCUGCCCGGUGCAACGUCGGACCGCCUUGAACCCUCAGAAGGCGACGCAGGCGAGAGCUGCGACUGCGACGAAGACAAAGCUCCGCCGCCAGUCAGGAGUUGCGGAUUGCGACCCGAGGAAACCGAGUCCCGGCUACGACCGGCGCGGCUACUCUUGGAUGAGCCCGUCUACUCUCUGGACGCCCGCAGGGUUCGAAGACCUGGACUGAGAAAGCGGCGGCCGCUCAACGCGCUGUCGCUGCUCCCGCGCCAGCAGCUCAACGGCCAGCCCCAACAGCAACAGCAGCAGCAGCAGCAGACGCAGUCGUCCCCACCCCAGGAUGUCUGGCCAUGGAUGGCGUCUGUGGUGGACCAAGUGAAUCCGGCAAGGCGGUGUGCCGGCGUGCUGCUCGACCAGCAGCAUGUUCUGACAGCUGCCCAGUGCUUCGGACCGGGCAACGGGAGGAACAGUGCCGUGAUGCUGAACAUUCCGAACGCACCGGUCACGCUUCGACGGGUGGUGAGUGCCGAGGCGCACCCGGACUUCCGUGUCCCGGACGGCUACCACGACCUGUCCGUGGUGCGGUUCGAGCCCGCGCUUACCCCCGGACAGCUGGCGCCCAUCUGCUUGCCGACGGUGCUCAACGCCAGGCGUGUGCUCAACGGCAGCAUUCUUGACGCCGUCAGUUGGUCCAAUCGACAGAGGGACUUCCACCCGGGCUCGAUGGGCGAGAAGCGGUACCAAGUGGUCGACGUGUCGAGCUGCAACAGCACAUACGCAGGCGUCGAUCUGUCACCAUACCCGGCGGGCAUCAGUCACGAGGAUUUCAUCUGCACCCAGCUAGCCACAAUCGUUGGCGACGAAUGCGUGGGCAUACCAGGUAGCCCGCUGAUGAUACAGGACGGAAAGCACUGGACCGUCAUAGGGAUGUACAGCUUCGGCGUGUCGUGCAGCGGAACGGCGCAGUACCCCACCGUGUUCACGCGCGUGUCGCCGUACGUCACGUGGAUCUACGAGAAGAUUGGCCUGCGCUAAUGGACACGCAAUUAGUGGCGGCGCAGCGGACGGCGUCGGGCCAUUGGAACGAGUGGGCGUCACGCCGUUGCUCUAUGGCAGCCAGGUUCGGGUGGGCAACUAUACGGCUGCUGCUAACGCUCAUGUCACACGCUGGAUAGUUUGGAAAUGGGUUGCGGUUUCUUUAGCGCCGGAGUGGUAAAAUAGCUCAGGUCAGUGCUCCGCUGAAGUUGUGGUGUCGGGUAGCAGGGAGCAGCUUUAAGAAGGCACGGAAACGAUGGCUGAACUUUCCGUGUUAAACAAAGGCUGCAGUGAAAAAUAUGCUAAAGUCAGGAAUAUUUGCAUCGUUUCGCGAUGUUUAGCUACGGCGUCGUUCAUAAUAGGACAUGCAUCCUAUUUAAGCACUAGUGACCGCAGAUUAAACUGUAAAGAAAAGGGCGGAUAAAUCAAUUAGAACUCGGUGGGAGCAAUGCGGUCUUACAAAUGGUAACAAUUUUUUUUUUUGCACAAAUGUCAUUUGCGCAGUAGUUUCGAGAAACAUUUCAUCGGUUACCAAAUGAACUAACGCCGAAGGGACGAGCAGCCUUUAGUUUCCGCAUUUCUCGUUCAAACGCCUUUCCUGACUUUGUAUGCCCUUCAUCAUUCACUGUAGGCCAACGCGGCUAUAGAGCCGCAUUGCAGGAAGCUACCGGGAAGCCAAACGAAAAGGUUGUCCGUAUCAUGCUCUAACGAAGAGGUACGUGGUAUAUACGUGGGGCGCUAGCGCAUACGUAUAUGGACUUACGGUCGGACGCAGGCUCGUCCGGAAUCGUUCACCAGCGCUCUUCUCGUUCUUUAUUAAGCCUUAACAAAAUAUGAAAAGGUUUUUUUUGGCAUCGAAUACACGAAACAUUUUGUUUCGUAAGUGAUCUUUGGCGUUCUCCGGUUGCCUUCACUAACAACAUGGACAGCAUCACUUUUGUCUGCUAUCUACUCUUGCGAAUUAUUCCAGCGUAAUUUUUUUUUUCCGAAUACGGGCCCAAUUCGUCUUCGGUGAUUAGCGUUAUCUUUCUUGCUCCCAUUCUCGAACGACGCUGACAUCGGACCUUGCUCGGAAAUAUUGCGAAUGCUUCAUUAUCCAAUAGAUAUUCCUGGAUUACGCAUUGAGCUUAAAACAAAAUGCAAGUGCACGUCGGAGUUUUUGUUCCAGGAAUGCAAUAAGGGCUCUUCGCCUAUCCUAAGAGUCCAUGACUGAAGUACCCAUUCGAGUCAAGUAUCAAUGUGGUCGAUACUUGGAAUGGAUUCUAACCGGCUUCCAGCGUGUGAAUAUUGUCACGCGCUCUAUAGGGGCCUGUUGUUGCCCUCCACAGAAGCAAAGCCCUGCGUACCACCUUCGUACAAUGGCCCCACGCCGCGCCGUUGUGGUCGCAUUUGGCUGGACCACUGACCCUUCGGCGUGACUGUAACGCCAGCAAUGCUGUGAGUGUCCAGGAUGGGACCGCAAAAUGAUGAGCGAUGGAGUGAAUGCUGCUGUUGGUGCUGUUGACGGCUGGUGAUAAAAGUGAACAGUUGGUGCUGCUGGCAGUUUAUUUAUUUUUCUCUUGUGUAAAUAAAAUGGACCUGUUUUGUCGGGC
Molecule: messenger RNA, 3426 nt
Organism: Dermacentor silvarum
Lineage: Eukaryota; Metazoa; Arthropoda; Arachnida; Ixodida; Ixodidae
Product: transmembrane protease serine 9
Exons: 8
Coding region: 215-1834 (539 amino acids)
Biological process (GO): proteolysis
Molecular function (GO): serine-type endopeptidase activity
Source: RefSeq, a predicted model, not a curated record